AUGUCAACAAACGUAGAAAGUGGAGCUCUCGACGGAGCCGCCAAGGAGGCAACUGCUGAUGUUGUCCAAAUUGACGUUGAUGGUCCACCUCAUCCUGUUGGUGGGGAAGAAGUGGGCGAGAACGAGCAGCACGAUGUUGAUGAAGAUCUAGACUUGGGAGUAGAUGGUGAUGACGAGAUCAUGGAAAUGCAACAUAAGAUCCAAGAGCUCGAGGAUGAAGCUGAGCGAUUGAGGCAAAUGACGGAGCAAG
This is a messenger RNA of Perkinsus marinus ATCC 50983, 250 nucleotides long. RefSeq lists its product as hypothetical. The annotation marks the transcript as partial. The transcript has a single exon. Lineage: Eukaryota; Perkinsozoa; Perkinsida; Perkinsidae. The record is from RefSeq and is a predicted model, not a curated record.